GGGAUGGGGUAUUCUGGGGACAAGAAAAGGGCUAACGCCUUGCCGGAGCCUGGGUAUCGCGCUCGCAACGGUUGAGUUGCGCUUGAGAAGUAGGCAAGUAUGGCAACGGAGGAUGAGACAGGUUAUCAUGAAAGCGAGGGAGGACCAGGCUUAGGAGGCAGUGCUGAGCAAAGCAAGGAAGGGCAGAAAGACAGGGAAUCAACAAAUCCGGAUGACACCAAAGGGAACCGGAAGGAAAUGUCCUCGGGAGAGAGCUCAGGAAAAGUCGGGGGAGGCAGACAGGGGACUCAGGAAAAGAAGGAGGGCAGGAAUAAGGAUAGGGCGAGCCCCGAGAACUCGGAGGGAGCUGUGUCUAAGAAAGUAAGGGUCACGGACGCGAGGCGCAAACUAGCCGAGAUAGAGAAAAGGACCGCGGAAUACAAGGCAAUGUUAAUUGAGGAAAUGAUGAUUGGGAACGAGGAAGGCCCUCUGCAGGAGGUACCGCGGGACGAACGGAAAACCAGCGGGGGCGGAACUGGGCAAGGGGACAAGGGUAGUGACCGUGGGGGAACGUCGAGCAAAAGAAGGAAAGAGAGAGAGAACUCUCCGGGAAUGGAGGCAGAGAAGGCUACGAACCCCUUAGCCAUAGACAGUAGGGCUAGCCGUCUUCCGACCUCGCCAGCGGUAUCGCGAGGAUGCGAAGGGCUCUGGAGCCUCAGAGAAAGGGUGUUGGGAUGGUUCCACCCGGAAGGAACGACAAAGACUAGAGGGCGGCAGAAAGCCGGCAAGGAAGGGCCAGAUACCAGCAUGGCAGGCGAAGCCAGUAGCUCCGAAGGCGGCCUUAGGAAGAUAGUAUCAUCCCUUGCACGAGCACUGAACAAGAACCAACGCUAUCUAGCAGACGCCAAGAAAAAGCUGACUUUCGAUGGCGCAAACAUCACGCAGUUCGUGAUCGACGACGAGAACCUAGAUGCGUUACUAAAGUGGACCGAGGAGGAAAAGAUGGACCAUCUAGGACAGCAUCUGCCGUUAAGCUUAGGACGGGACAUAAUGACAAUUGUAGCCGCAAACCGGUUUUGGAAGGAAACCCGGGAUGUGAUGAUGAGAAAGUAUCUGGCAGCAGAGAAGAUGGUAACGGAGGCCGAUUUAGCAGCAGUCCAAAGGAAGAACUUCGCAACGUACAAUGACUUCCUACGGGAGUUCACCUUGGUAGCAGUAAGAAUCCCCGGGGUUACGGACCGAAUAAUGAAUAAGUACUUCCUCAGACAGUUCUCUGAGUUCGACAAGGACAAGAUCCUACAUUCGUUUGAGCUUGCCCGACCGAGAGGGCGGCGAGGUGAUGAGGCUACCACUUUCGGGACAAAGCUUAGCUUUCAUGCACUGCCCGUAGGGAAGCUGAAAAUCCAGAUCGGGAUUCAUCAUACCGACGCGUUAGUAGACGGGGAAGCAGAAAUCACUCUCAUAAGAAGAGAUUUCGCAACGAUGACGGGAUGUACGGUAAACAAGGAAGUAAGAGGGAGCAUCCGGGCAGCUGGCGGGGAAAUCCCGUUCGCUGGGUACGUCGCGAAGUGUGCUGUAAGGGCAGGCGUCAGGGAAUCGAUCUGGUCGUUUCAGCGGAUGACCGUAAUGGAGGAAAUGGACCACGACAUAAUCCUCGGGAGACCGUGGUGCGCGAACGUGGAGAUGAUAGGCAUGCACUCGCACGAUGGCUCAUACAUGGUAGACAUAGAGGACCCAGUGACCGGCCGGGGAGAGCUCCUCCGACUCCUUGGAAUGGGAGGAGACCCCCCGAAGGGGAAAUUGGCAACCUGGUCGCCGUCGUUCGAGGAUAGCAUGCGAAAAGGGACUUUCGCACGGAUGGAGGGCAUGAGAGAAAGGGUAGAAAUCAUGAUUGAGGAAGCAUUCAACAAGAAGGAGUGGAUCAAGAUGGGCCUGCCCCAGAAGAAGAGGAGGCAGGAGGACGAAGUCCUAGGUGUUAUGGCUGCAGAAAAGGAGUCAGAGGUCGAACUUGGUAUAUCCUGGAUGCGCGAGACAACUUUGAGUGGGUUUGUGGAGGCGAUUGCCCUCAAGAAAAAGACAGGGAGGAGUGUGGCGGACUGGAUAAAAGACUUCUACUUGAGGUAUCCUUUCGUCAGGAGGUUUAUAGCAGACAAUGAGACGGAGUUUGUGAACCAAGAAGUAUUGGGGAUGCUUAAGAGACUCUGCGUACCGAUCAAACUCAUCGAGCCGUAUCACCCUGAGGCCAAUGCACCUGUGGAAAGGGGGCACCGAACCUUGAAGAACACGAUUGCGAGACUCGCAGCGGAUCAUCUGGGGAACUGGCCUAGGUAUCUUAAGCAGGUUGUCUUUGCGGAGAAUAUGAUCCCUAAAAGGACAACAGGAUGUAUCCCGGUGGAACUUUGGUACAGAAGAGAGAUCGACUUUCCUGUGGAAGCCUUGAUACCACCUACCUGGAAUAGGUUAGAUGAUGAUCCGCAAAUGACUACUGAAGAGUUAAUCGAGGCAAGAUGUCAACAGAUCCUUAAGAACGAGGAGGUCAUGGAAGACAUCGCCAACCGCGUACUAGACAGCAGAAUGAGGGACAAAGCAAGGUGGGACCAGGUUAAGAAUGUAAGAAAGGAGCCACUUCAAGUGGGAGAGAUGAUAUUGCUAAGGAACUCGGCACUAGAAAGUACUUGGUCGGGACAGCUGGGAAGAAGGUUCAAAGGCCCCUACCGGGUCGCCAAGCGGAUGGGACUGAACACCUUCGAACUGGAAGAUUUGGAUGAAACUGGAUUUAAAGGGCCCUUCCCGGGGCUACGAUUGGUCAGGUUUCUAAGCCGGGACCCAGUGGAACAAUGGCUUCAGGAUUGUGGCUACCUCGUGAACGUGACCGGUACCGGUCACCAACCAGUGACCGGCCGGUCACUGGGCCUAAAUCCCGUGAAAGGUCGUUCACGGGGGCCAUUUACGGGGCUUACGCCCGUGGGGUAGGCGGUUCGGUCGGGAUGAGGGCGGGAGGGGGGUGGUGCGGGGCCCUUCUACAACCCCGUACCUUCAAAUCACAAAAAAAAAAAAAAAAAAAAA
Molecule: messenger RNA, 3045 nt
Organism: Chara braunii
Lineage: Eukaryota; Viridiplantae; Streptophyta; Charophyceae; Charales; Characeae
Source: the annotation of a GenBank genome assembly